Molecule: messenger RNA, 537 nt
Organism: Micromonas commoda
Lineage: Eukaryota; Viridiplantae; Chlorophyta; Mamiellophyceae; Mamiellales; Mamiellaceae
Exons: 2
Coding region: 1-537 (178 amino acids)
Source: RefSeq, a predicted model, not a curated record
AUGCGGCGAGCAGAUCGCCACGGAGACUGGUUAUCGGGUGCGAGCCGCAAUCCCAGCGCGUCCACCGGAGUUUGGAGCUCGGGCGACUCGAGCGAACCCAAGGGUUUCUUCCUGGACCCGGCUCUCUUCCACUUCCUCCUGGCGAGUGGCUGCUCGGCGGAGAGCGAGGCGAGGACCACGGGCGGGGACUGGACGGGGCUCGGAGCCGGCGCCAGCGCCGCGUUCAGCAGCGAGUCCCCCGUCGCCUCCGCCGCAUCCUCCGGUCCCUUGUUCGAAUACGACGCUUCCUCCAGCCUCUCUUUCUCCGCCCUCUCCCGCUCCACCUUCGCCGCGUGCCUCUCCCUGAGAGCCUGCACGCCCCCCAGGCGCUUCAGCGACUCGAACUGCUCCCUCGCCCUCCUUCGUUUCUUCUCCGUCCGGGUCUCCCGCGCCCUCAUCGUCGCCCGUCUCUUCGCUUCCACAGCCUCCGCUUUGGCCUCCGCGGACAGCUGGAUCUCCGCGGCGGCUUCGUUGUUCACCGCCUCGACGAUGCAUUGA